This is a messenger RNA of Impatiens glandulifera, 1630 nucleotides long. RefSeq names its product dnaJ protein homolog. Gene Ontology annotation, molecular function: Hsp70 protein binding; ATP binding. The record is from RefSeq and is a predicted model, not a curated record. Gene Ontology annotation, cellular component: cytoplasm; cytosol. Lineage: Eukaryota; Viridiplantae; Streptophyta; Magnoliopsida; Ericales; Balsaminaceae. The coding region runs from base 191 to 1453 and encodes 420 amino acids. The transcript is spliced from 6 exons. Gene Ontology annotation, biological process: protein refolding; response to heat.
AAAAUCGAUCCUCUCUUGGCUUGUUUGUGGUUCUCGGUGAUCCCUGUUUCUCUCUUGUUUCUCUAGGUUUAGUGUUCUUCACCGGCCUGUUCCUCUUACUGCGCUAUUACUCGUCCAUAGCUAUCUCUUGUCCGUCCUGCCGAAGGUUUUCCCAUUUCCGUUGGUUUUGUAGAUUUGUUUAUCGUCAAAGAUGUUUGGGAGAGCACCGAAAAAGAGUGACAAUACCAAAUACUAUGAAAUCUUAGGUGUCCCAAAUAGUGCAUCGCAGGACGAUCUGAAGAAAGCCUACAGGAAAGCUGCCAUCAAGAAUCAUCCUGACAAGGGAGGUGAUCCUGAAAAGUUCAAGGAGCUUGCCCAGGCUUAUGAAGUUCUAAGUGACCCAGAGAAGCGUGAGAUUUAUGACCAAUAUGGAGAGGACGCACUUAAGGAGGGAAUGAGUGGUGGAGGUGGAGGCCAUGACCCAUUUGACAUCUUCCAGUCGUUCUUUGGUGGAAGCCCUUUUGGUGGUGGUGGUGGAAGCAGUAGGGGUCGCAGGCAAAGGAGAGGAGAGGAUGUGAUCCAUUCCCUUAAAGUGUCAUUGGAUGAUCUCUAUAAUGGGACUUCAAAGAAGCUAUCUCUUUCACGAAAUGUUCUCUGUUCUAAGUGCAAAGGAAAAGGUUCGAAAUCAGGUGCUUCAAUGAAGUGUGCUGGUUGCCAAGGGUCUGGUAUGAAAGUCUCCAUUAGACACCUGGGACCAUCCAUGAUCCAACAGAUGCAGCAUCCCUGCGGUGAAUGUAAAGGUACUGGAGAGAUGAUCAAUGAUAAGGACCGUUGUCUACAGUGCAAAGGUGAGAAAGUUGUUCAGGAGAAGAAGGUUCUGGAAGUAGUUGUCGAGAAAGGAAUGCAACAUGGUCAGAAGAUCACUUUUCCUGGAGAGGCUGAUGAAGCUCCUGAGACUGUGACAGGAGAUAUAGUUUUUGUCCUGCAGCAGAAAGAGCAUCCCAAGUUCAAGAGAAAAGGGGAGGACUUGUUUGUUGAACAUGCCUUGUCACUGACUGAGGCACUUUGCGGUUAUCAGUUUAUUUUGACACAUCUCGAUAACAGACAGCUCCUUGUCAAGUCCCAACCGGGAGAAGUCGUGAAGCCAGAUCAGUUCAAGGCUAUAAAUGACGAGGGAAUGCCGAAUUACCAGAGGCAAUUCAUGAGGGGUAAACUGUAUAUUCACUUCUCAGUUGAAUUCCCGGAUUCAAUGUUGCCUGAACAGUGCAAGGCUUUGGAGAGCCUUCUUCCAGCAAGGCCUGCUUCGAGGCAGGUGACUGAUAUGGAGUUGGAUGAGUGCGAGGAGACGACACUUCAUGAUGUGAACAUGGAAGAAGAGAUGCGAAGGAAGCAACAGCAGGCUCAGGAAGCUUACGAUGAAGAUGAUGACAUGCAUGGUGGUGGGGCUCAGAGGGUCCAAUGUGCCCAACAAUGAGGAGGACAUCAUGAUGAAUCAAAUCAAUUAUGUCUUUAAGAGUUGGUUUUAGGUAUUUUGUUUUGGUUUUUCUGCUUAUUAUUAUAUCCAUUGAAGAAACUUAAAUCACUACUUCACAUCAUCAUCUAUUAUUAUUGGCAAUACUAAUAAUAUUAUUAUUAGUUAUCAUUUCUACUA